Acanthosepion pharaonis is the source of this 7671-nucleotide messenger RNA. The record is from the annotation of a GenBank genome assembly. NCBI's taxonomy places the organism in Eukaryota, Metazoa, Mollusca, Cephalopoda, Sepiida, Sepiidae.
UUGCCUCCUUCUUUUUCUUCCUUAUUCUUCUCCUCCUCCUUCUUUCACUGCAAUUUAUUUCUCCCUCUUAUUCUUCCUCUUCUUCUUCCUUCUCCUCCUCCUUCUUUGUUGUUACUUAUUCAACUUCCACUCCCUUUGCAUCAAUUUAUUUCUACCCUCUUAUUCUUUCUUCUUCUUCUUCCAUCUCUUCCUCCUUCUUUGUUGUUUCUUAUUUUUCUUCUCCUCCUUUUGAUGCAAUUUAUUCUUCUCCUCUUAUUCUUCCUCUUCUUCUUCUUCUCCUCCUCCUUCUUUGUUAUUUUCUUAUUCAACGCCACUCCCUUUGCUGCCAAUUUAUUCUACCCUCUUAUUCUUCCUCUCUUUCCUCCUCCUCCUUCUUUGUUUUAUUUCAUUCAGCCCACUCCCUUUUCUUCGUUUAUUUUUUUGUUCCUUUUCUUCCAUCUCCUCCUCUUCUUCUUUAUUUAUUUACUUAUUCCUCCUUUUCUGCAAUUUAUUCCUCUCUUAUUCUUCCCUUCUUCUUCUUCCAUCUCCUCUCCUCCUUCUUUUUUAUUUACUUAUUCCAACCUUACUCCCCUUUGCUGCAAUUUAUUCUACCCCUCUUUUCUUCCUUUCUCUUCUUCUUCUCUCCUUUUUCCUUCUUUACCCUCUUGUUACUUAUUCAACACCACUCCCUUUGCUGCAAUUUAUUCUACCCUCUUAUUCUUCCUCUUCUUCUUCCAUCUCCUCCUCCUUCUUUGUUAUUUACUUAUUCAAGCACCUCCCUUUGCUGCAAUUUAUUUCUACCCUCUUAUUCUUCCUCUUCUUCUUCAUCUCCUCCUCCUUCUUUUUGUUGUUACUUAUUCCUCCCUCCCUUUCUGCAAUUUAUUCUACCCUCUUAUUCUUCCUCUUCUUCUUCCAUCCUCCUCCUUCAUUUCUUAUUCAACGCCACUCCCAUCAAUUUUUUCUACCCUCUUAUUCUUCCUCUUCUUCUUCAUCUCUCCUCCUCCUUCUUUUGCUUAUUCAAUUUUCCUAAUUUAUUUUCCCUCUUAUUCUUCCUCUUCUUCUUCCAUCUCCUCCUCCUUCUUUGCAAUUUUUCUUUACUUAUUCAACUUUUUUACUGCAACCCUCCGCUUAUUCUCCUCCCUUUGCUGCAAUUUUAUUCAACCCCUCUUAUUCUUCCUUCUUCUUCUUCUUCUCCCUCCUCCUUCUUUGUUGUUACUUAUUUCAACACCACUCCUUUGCUGCAAUUUAUACCCUCUUGUUCUUCUUCUUCUUCUUGUCUCCUCCUCCUUCUUUUGUAUUUACUUAUUCUUUUCCACUCCCUUUGCUGCAAUUUAUUUCUCCUCUUAUUCUUCCUCUUCUUCUUCCAUCUCCUCCUCCUUCUUUGUUUUACUUAUUCAACGCCACUCCUUUGAUGCAAUUUUAUUCUACCUCUUAUUCUUCCUCUUCUUCUUCCAACUCCUCCUCCUUCUUUGUUGUUACUUAUUCAACGCCACUCCUUUUGCUGCAAUUUAUUCUACCCUCUUAUUCUUCCUCUUCUUCUUCAUCUCUUCCUCCUUCUUUAUUUGUUACUUAUUCAACACCACUCCCUUUGCUGCAAUUUAUUCUACCCUCUUAUUCUUCCUCUUCUUCUUCCAUCUCCUCCUCCUUCUUUGUUUUUCUUAUUCAACACCCUCCCUUUGCUGCAAUUUUAUUCUACCCUCUUAUUCUUCCUCUUCUUCUUCAUCUCUUCCUCCUUCUUUGUUGUUUCAGCUUAUUCCUUUCCUUUGCUGCAAUUUAUUCUACCCUCUUAUUCUUCCAUCUUCUUCUUCCAUCUCCUCCUCCCUUCUUUGUUCUACCCUCUUAUUCUUAUUCUUCUUUUUCCCUCCCUUUGCUGCAAUUUAUUUCUACCCUCUUAUUCUUCCUCUUUCUUCUUCUUAUUCAACCUCCUUCUUUUGUUAUUCCUUUCUUAUUCUUUCCUCCUCCCUUUGUUUUAUUCUAUUCCUUUCUGCAAUUUAUUCUUCCUUAUUCUUCCUCUUCUUCUUCGCCACUCCCUUCUUCUUCCAAUUUAUUCUACCCUCUUAUUCUUCUAUUCUCUUCUUCUUCCAUCUCCUCCUCUUCUUUAUUUUUGCAAUUUAUUUACCUCUUAUUCUUCUUUCCUCCCUUUGCUGCAAUUUAUUUCUCCCCUCUUAUUCUUCCUCUUUUCUUCUCUUCACCCCAUCCCUCCUCCUUCUUUUGUUUUACUUAUUCAACGCCACUCCUUUGCUGCAAUUUAUCUUAUUCCCUUCUACCCAUUCUUCCUCUUCUUCUUCCAUCUCCUCCUCCUUCUUUCCCCUUGUUUACUUAUUCAACCCCACUCCCUUUGCUGCAAUUUAUUCUACCCUCUUAUUCUUCCUCUUCUUCUUCCAUCUCCUCCCCUUCUUUGUUGUUUGCUUAUUAGUGUAUCCUCCCUUUGCUGCAAUUUAUUCUAACCUCUUAUUCUUCUCUUCUUCUUCCAUCUCCUCCUCCUUCUUUGUUGUUAUUUACUUAUUUAUUAUACCUUUUAUUCUUCUCCUUUGCUGCAAUUUUAUUUCUACCCUCUUAUUCUUCCUAUAUUUCUUCUUCUUCCAUCUCCUCCUCCUUCUUUGUUUUACUUAUUCAACGCCCUCCCUUUGCUGCAAUUUAUUCUACCCUCUUAUUCUUCCUCUUCUUCUUCCAUCUCCUCCUCCUUCUUUGUUGACACUUAUUCCUUCCCUCCUUUGCUACAAUUUUAUUUCUACCCUCAUAUUCUUCCUCUUCUUCUUCCAUCUCCUCCUCUCCUUCUUUGUUGUUAUUCAACACCAAUCCCUUUGCUCUUCUACCCUCUUAUUCUUCCUCUUCUUCUUCUCCUCCUUCUUUUUGUUGUUACUUAUUCAACGCCACUUAUUCAUUAUUCUUCCCUCUUAUUUUCCUCUUCUUCCUCCCUUUGCUGUAAUUUAUUCUAACCUCUUAUUCUUCCUCUUCUUCUUCCAUCUCUUCCUCCUUCUUUAUUUGUUACUUAUUCAACGCCACUCCCUUUGCUGCAAUUUAUUCUACCCUCUUAUUCUUCCUCUUCUUCUUCCAUCUCCUCCUCCUUCUUUGUUGUUACUUAUUCAACGCCACUCCUUUGCUGCAAUUUCUUCCUCUUAUUCCUCCCUUCCUUCUUUGUUCUUUAUUCAACGCCCCCUUUUGCAAUUUCUUCUACUUUAUUCUUCUCUUCUUCUUCCUCCUUCUUUCUUUGUUACUUAUUCAACGCCACUCCCUUUGCUGCAAUUUAUUCUACCCUCUUAUUCUUCCUCUUCUUCUUCCAUCUCCUCCUCCUUCUUAUUUUGUUUACUUAUUCAACGCCAUCUCCUCCCUUUGCUGCAAUUUAUUCUACCUCUUAUUCUUCCUCUUCUUCUUCUCUUCUUCCUCCUCCUUCUUUGUUGUUACUUAUUCAACGCCACUCCCUUUGCUGCAAUUUAUUCUACCCUCUUAUUCUUCCUCUUCUUCUUCCAUCUCCUCCUCCCUUCUUUUUUCUGCCUCUUAUUCUUCGCCCAUCUCCUCCUCCUUCUUUGCAAUUUAUUUCAACACCACUCCCUUUGCUGCAAUUUCUUCCUCUUCUUCCACCUUCUCCUCUUCUCCUUCUUUUGUUGUUACUUAUUCCCUUCUCCCCUUUGCUGCAAUUUAUUUCUACCCUCUGUUCUUCUUUCUCUUCUUCCUCCUCCUUCCAUCUUAUUCAACGCCCUCCACCAAUUAUUUCUACCUGUUCUUCCUCUUCUUCUUCCAUCUCCUCCUCCUUCUUUGUUGUUACUUAUUCACCUUUCGCUCCUUUUCCCUCCUCUUAUUCUUCCUCUUCUUCUUCCAUCUCCUCCUCCUUCUUUUUUUUACUUAUUCAACCCAUCCUCCCUUUGCUGCAAUUUAUUCUACCCUCUUAUUCUUCCUCUUCUUCUUCCAUCCUCCUCUUCCCUUCUUUGUACUUACUUAUUCAUCCCUCCUCCCUUUGCUGUAAUUUAUUCUACCCCUCUUAUUCUUCCUCUUCUUCUUCCAUCUCCUCCUCCUUCUUUUGUUGUUGCUUAUUCAACGCCACUCCUUUGCUGCAAUUUAUUCUACCCUCUUAUUCUUCCUCUUCUUCUUCCAUCUCCUCCACCUUCUUUUUUCUUAUUUACUUCCUCCUUUGCUGCAAUUUAUUUCUCCUUAUUCUUCCUCUUCUUCCAUCUCCUCCUCCUUCUUUUGUUCUUUGACAUUCUUCACUCUUUUUUCUGCAAUUUAUUCUAUCCUCUCCCCCUUAUUCUUCCUCUUCUUCUUCCAUCUCCUCCUUCCUUCUUUUGUCCUUUGUUGCAAUUUUAUUUUCUUAUUCUUUCAUAUUCCCUUUGCUUAUUGCAAUUUAUUCUGCCCUCUUAUUCUUCCUCUUCUUCUUCCAUCUCCUCCUCCUUCUUGUUUUCUUAUUCACUCCUUUGCUUUUCUUCCUCUUCUUCUUCAUUUCCUCCUUCUUUGUUGUUACUUUUCAACGCCACUCCUUUUGCAAUUCUACCCUCUUAUUCUUCCUCUUCUUCUUCCAUCUCCUCCUCCUUCUUUGUUUUUACUUAUUCAACUUACUCCCUUUGCUGCAAUUUAUUCUACCCUCUUAUUCUUCCUCUUCUUCUUCCAUCUCCUCCUCCUUCUUUGUUGCUUAUUCCUCCUCCUCCUCCCUUUGCUGCAAUUUAUUCUACCCUCUUAUUCUUCCUCUUCUUCUUCCAUCUCCUCCUCCUUCUUUGUUAUUUUACUUAUUCAACACCCUCCCUUUGCUGCAAUUUAUUCUACCCUCUUAUUCUUCCCUUCUUCUUCCUUCUCCUCCUUCCUUUGUUGUUUACUUAUUCAACGCCCUCCUUUCUGCAAUUUUUAAUUUAUUCUUCCUCUUCUUCUUCACCUCCUCCUCCUUCUUUGUUGUUACUUAUUCCGCCACUCCCUUUGCUGCAAUUUUUUCUACCUUCUUCUUAUCUUCUUCCUUCUUUUUUAACACCACUCCCUUUGCUGCAAUUUAUUCUACCCUCUUAUUCUUCCUCUUCUUCUUCCAUCUCCUCCUCCUUCUUUGUUUUUACUUAUUCAACGCCACUCCCUUUGCUGCAAUUUAUUCUACCCUCUUAUUCUUCCUCUUCUUCUUCCAUCUCCUCCUCCUUCUUUGUUGUUACUUAUUCAACGCCCUCCCUUUGCUGCAAUUUAUUCUCCCUCUUAUUCUUCCUCUUCUUCUUCCAUCUCCUCCUCCUUCUUUUUUUUUACUUUCAACGCCACUCCUUUGUUGCAAUUUAUUCUACCCUCUUAUUCUUUCUUCUUCUUCAUCUCCUCCUCCUUCUUUAUUUUUACUUAUUUCUCCUUUGCUGCAAUUUAUUCUACCCUCUUAUUCUUUCCUUCUUCUUCCAACAUCUCUUCCUCUUCUUAUUUGUUCUUUUCUCCUCCUUUGCUGCAAUUUAUUCUACCUUUUAUUCUUCCUCUUCUUCUUCCAUCUCCUCCUCCUUCUUUGUUUUUCUUAUUCAACGCCUCUCCCUUUGCUCCAAUUUUAUUCUACCCUCUUAUUCUUCCUCUUCUUCUUCCAUCUCCUCCUCCUUCUUUGUUUCUCUUAUUCAACCAUACUCCUUUGAUGCAAUUUAUUCUACCCUCUUAUUCUUCCUUCUUCUUCCAUCUCCUCCUCCUUCUUUGUUAUUCGCUUAUUCAACGCCCUCCCUUUGCUGCAAUUUAUUCUACCCUCUUAUUCUUCCUCUUCUUCUUCCAUCUCCUCCUCCUUCUUUGUUUUCUUAUUCAACGCCACUCCCUUUGCUGCAAUUUAUUUCUACCCUCUUAUUCUUUCCUCUUCCUUCUUCCUUUAUUCAACCUCCCUUUGCUGCAAUUUAUUCUACCCUUUAUUCUUCCUUUCUUCUUCCAUCUCCUCCUUCUUUUUUGUUACUUUAUUCAACACCUCUCCCUUUGCUGCAAUUUAUUCUACCCUCUUAUUCUUCCUCUUCUUCUUCCAUCUCCUCCUCCUUCUUUGUUAUUUACUUAUUCAACCCACUCCCUUUGCUGCAAUUUAUUUCUACCCUCUUAUUCUUCCUCUUCUUCUUCCAUAUCCUCCUCCUUCUUUGUUUGUUACUUAUUCAACGCCACUUUCUCCUUUGCUCCUCCUCUUGUUUUAUUCUAACCUCUUAUUCUUCCUCUUCUCUUCCAUCUCCUCCUUCUUUUGUUGUUACUUAUUCAACGCCACCUCCCUUUGCUGCAAUUUAUUCUACCCUCUUAUUCUUCCUCUUCUUCUUUCCAUCUCCUCCUCCUUCUUUUUGUUACUUAUUCAACCCCACUCCUUUGCUGCAAUUUAUUCUACCCUCUUAUUCUUCCUCUUCUUCUUCCAUCUCCUCCUCCUUCUUUGUUUUACUUAUUCAACGCCACUCCUUUGCUGCAAUUUAUUCUACCUACCCUCCUAUUCUUCCUCUUCUUCUUCAUCUUAUUCCUCCUCCUUCUUUGUUGUUACUUAUUCUUCGCCUCUUCCCUUUGCUGCAAUUUAUUCUACCCUCUUAUUCUUCCUCUUCUUUCUUCCAUCUCCUCCUCCUUCUUUUUUUGUUACUUAUUCAACGCCACUCCCUUUGCUGCAAUUUAUUCUACCCUCUUAUUCUUCUCUUCUUCUUCCAUCUCCUCCUCCUUCUUUGUUGUUACUUAUUCAACGCCACUCCCUUUGCUGCAAUUUAUUUCGCCUCUUAUUCUUCCUCUUCUUCUUCCAUCUCCUCCUCCUUCUUUGUUGUUACUUAUUCCACUCCCUUUGAUGCAAUUUAUUCUACCCUCUUAUUCUUCCUCUUCUUCUUCCAUCUCCUCCUCCUUCUUUGUUGUUACUUAUUCAACCUUCUCCCUUUGCUGCAAUUUAUUCUACCCUCUUAUUCUUCCUCUUCUUCUUCCAUCUCCUCUUCCUUCUUUGUUUUUACUUAUUCAUCGCCUCCCUUUGCUGCAAUUUUUCUACCCUCUUAUUCUUCCUCUUCUUCUUCCAUCUCCUCCUCCUUUUGUUGUUACUUAUUCAACCCCUCCUUUUGCUGCAAUUUAUUUCUACCCUUCUUAUUCUUCCUCUUCUUCUUCCAUCUCCUCCUCCUUCUUUGUUGUUACUUAUUCAACGCCUCCUUUUGCUGCAAUUUAUUCUACCCUCUUAUUCUUCCUCUUCUUCUUCAUCUCCUCCUCCUUCUUUGUUGUUACUUAUUCAACGCCACUCCCUUUGCUGCAAUUUAUUCUACCCUUUCUUAUUCUUCCUCUUUUUUCUUCCAUCUCCUCCUCCUUCUUUGUUGUUACUUAUUCAACGCCUUCCCUUUGCUGCAAUUUAUUUCUACCCUUUAUUCUUCUUCUUCUUUCUUCCAUCUCCUCCUCCUUCUUUGUUGUUACUUAUUCGCCUCUUCACCACUCCUUUGCUGCAAUUUAUUCUACCCUCUUAUUCUUCCUCCUUCUUCCAUCUCCUCCUCCUUUUUCCUUAUUCCUCCCCUCCCUUUUGCCAAUUUAUUUGCUUUUUCUUCCUCUUCUUCUUCCAUCUCCUCCUCCUUCCACUUAUUCAACGCCACUCCCUUUGCUCAAUUUAUUCUACCCUCUUAUUCUUCCUCUUCUUCUUCCAUCUCCUCCUCCUUCUUUUUGUUUUAUUCAACGCCACUCCCUUUGCUGCAAUUUAUUCUACCUCUUAUUCUUCCUCUUCUUCUUCAUCUCCUCCUCCUCCUUCUUUGUUUGUUACUUAUUCAACGCCACUCCCUUUGCUGCAAUUUAUUCUAA